Molecule: messenger RNA, 2051 nt
Organism: Phymastichus coffea
Lineage: Eukaryota; Metazoa; Arthropoda; Insecta; Hymenoptera; Eulophidae
Gene: Elp3
Product: elongator complex protein 3
Exons: 9
Coding region: 344-1987 (547 amino acids)
Biological process (GO): tRNA wobble base 5-methoxycarbonylmethyl-2-thiouridinylation
Cellular component (GO): elongator holoenzyme complex; nucleus; cytoplasm
Molecular function (GO): acyltransferase activity, transferring groups other than amino-acyl groups; iron-sulfur cluster binding
Source: RefSeq, a predicted model, not a curated record
UAAGUGUGUUCGUUUGGGCCAUGCGAGGAAUAGUAGUAACUUUCUGUUGUUGGCACUAUUAAAAUUUUUAGCGAUUUGUACGCGUUUGUAUGCGCUCGUACGCGCGCGUAUGCGCAUAUGUGGCGAGGGUCUCACGAACACGAAGUUAACUAAUAUAUCUGCGCUACUUCCGCCAUUAACGGUUUACACUUUUGAUUGGUUGAUUCGGUAGAUCCAGAGGAAUGUGCCAAAACGUGCGUGGUUUUCCCAAUCUGUAUUCAUAAGAAUCAAAAAGUAAAAUUAGUUGUCACACAUCGUUUAUUUAUUAUUAUUUUUUAUUUACUGCCGAAGAGUUGUACAAAUCAUGGGGAAGAAACGGAAAGAAUUUACUGAAAGUAAGGAAGCUCGUAUGAUAAUGACUAUUACUGAUAUCAUUCGAGAGCUUUUAAAUGCAUAUGAGGAAAACAAAGAUGUGGAUUUAAAUAAGUUAAAAACUCAAAUAUCUGCAAAGUAUGGACUCUCGUCAUCACCUAAAUUAGUCGACAUUAUUGCUGCAGUUCCAUAUGAUGUCAAACACAUUUUAUUACCAAAACUCAAAGCAAAGCCUAUAAGAACUGCUAGUGGGAUUGCUGUUGUUGCUCUCAUGUGCAAGCCACACAGAUGUCCUCACAUAAACAUGACAGGAAAUAUUUGUGUUUAUUGUCCUGGUGGUCCUGAUUCAGAUUUUGAAUAUUCUACACAAUCUUACACUGGAUAUGAGCCAACAUCAAUGAGAGCAAUAAGAGCCCGUUAUGAUCCUUUUCUUCAAACUAGACAUAGAAUAGAACAGUUGAAACAAUUAGGACACAGUGUUGACAAAGUCGAAUUCAUUGUUAUGGGAGGAACAUUUAUGUCUUUACCGGAAGAUUAUAGGGAUUAUUUUAUAAGAAAUUUACAUGAUGCUCUCUCAGGACAUGUGAGUAAUAAUGUAGCAGAAGCUGUGAAAUAUUCAGAAAGAAGUAGAACUAAGUGUAUAGGUAUUACAAUUGAAACUCGACCAGACUAUUGUCUAAAAAAGCAUCUUUCAGAUAUGCUUAAUUAUGGGUGCACUCGACUUGAAAUUGGAGUUCAAUCUGUGUAUGAAGAUGUAGCCAGAGACACUAACAGAGGCCACACAGUUCGUGCAGUAUGUGAAAGUUUUUCCAUGUCUAAAGAUGCUGGUUUUAAAGUAAUUGCCCAUAUGAUGCCAGAUUUGCCAAAUGUAGAUAUUGAAAGAGAUAUCGAACAAUUUAUUGAAUUUUUUGAAAAUCCUGCAUUUAGAGCAGAUGGAUUGAAAAUUUAUCCCACUUUAGUUAUAAGAGGCACUGGUUUAUAUGAACUUUGGAAAACUGGAAGAUAUAAAAGCUAUCCUCCUCUGACACUUAUUGAUCUUAUAGCACGUAUAUUAGCUCUCAUUCCACCAUGGACUCGAGUUUAUCGAGUACAAAGAGAUAUUCCAAUGCCACUAGUAAGUUCAGGCGUUGAACAUGGUAAUCUUCGUGAAUUAGCUUUAGAAAGAAUGAAAGACUUGGGCGUCACAUGUAGAGAUGUAAGGACUAGAGAAGUUGGUAUUCAAGAAAUCCAUAAUAAAAUUCAACCUUACGAGAUUGAACUAAUACGUCGAGAUUAUGUAGCAAAUAACGGAUGGGAAACAUUUUUAUCGUACGAAGACCCGUUACAAGAUAUUUUAGUAGGAUUAUUAAGACUUAGGAAAUGUUCAUCUGAUACAUUUAGAUCUGAAUUGAAAGAAAAAUGUUCUAUUGUGAGGGAACUUCAUGUCUAUGGAAGCGUUGUUCCUGUAAAUGCCCGCGAUCCUACAAAGUUUCAACAUCAAGGAUUUGGUAUGCUACUUAUGGAAGAAGCAGAACGAAUUGCAAAAGAAGAACAUGGUUCUACUAAAAUUGCUGUUAUUUCAGGAGUUGGAACUAGAAAUUACUACAGGAAAAUGGGUUAUGAAUUAGAUGGACCUUAUAUGUCAAAGACUCUUUAAUAAAUUUGUUUUGUAAAAGGAAUACUGGUAUUUACAAGAUUGCUUUGCCAGAGCCAAAUAUAAG